This is a messenger RNA of Prunus armeniaca (apricot), 639 nucleotides long. The record is from the annotation of a GenBank genome assembly. NCBI's taxonomy places the organism in Eukaryota, Viridiplantae, Streptophyta, Magnoliopsida, Rosales, Rosaceae.
AUGGCUUCUUUCUCCUCUAUUGAUUUACCUAGUAUUCAUCAUAUUAUCUCCAUUCAUCUGGAGCAUGAUAAUUAUCGAACGUGGCUUGCUCAAAUUGUUCAUGCCUUUCACAGUCGCCACUUGCUCGGCUUUGUUGACGGUACUUCUUCGUGUCGUCCUCCGACCAUCCUCGACCCCAAGGCUAAGGCCGAUGAGUCUACUUUUUCGUUUCUCCUCCCCAACCCCAAGAAUGAUGACUGGGUCCAUAAAUAUCAUCUUGUUAUCUCUCUCUCUCAUCAACGUGACUUGCUUUGCACAACCCGUGGUGACUCUUCCAUCACUAAUUUCCUUGAUUGUAUUAACUCAACUGCCGAUAACUUGGCGUUGGCAGGUGCUCAUGUAGCUGACUCUAAUCUGCUUGUUGUAGUUACGAACAACGUUGGUCCUCCUUAUGAAAAUAUUGUUGCCGUUGCUCAAGCUUGUGAGAAACCCAUCAGUAUGCCUGAUCUUAAGGCUCUCCUCUUGUCUACUAACCGUCGCUUGCUAUCCUCUUCUUCUUUGGCUAUGUCUUCUAGUGCGAUGGCUAUAGUGGCUUCCCGUGGUGGUCGUUGUGGGUUUGUUGGUUGUGGUCAUGAUUGUUGCAACUCCUCUCCUUCAUGA